AGUUCUAAGUCACGUGUUUCGCUGUAGAAAGUUUGACAAGUUUGUCGACAUUCGUCCUCGCUUUUCCACACAACACAUGUCCUUGCGUGUCAUUCUUUCUUGUAUUUUUGUUUCGUUGAUAAAGAAAUCGGACCCUCUGACCGGAAUCGACCUCUUAGCUCCCAGCGAACACAUUGGAAAACACUAAACAUGGAAAUCGUGCAGAAAGUCUUGUCGGGUUUUAGUCUUGAUCUGGGUCCCCUGAAAGAGCCACUGGGGUUUAUCCGACUGUUGGAGUGGGUUUUCACCAUAUGUGCCUUUGCCACCACUGGUGGUUAUGUUGGAUCCAGUGUCUUCAGCAUAACCUGUGGGGGUGAAAGUAUUGCUCAACCCGUGACUGCUCAGUUUGCCUAUCCGUUUAGGCUUCAGAGUUCACCAUAUUACAUCCCUAAUUGCCAUAACGGCACAAACAAGACGUACAUGCAGGGAGAUUUCUCGUCCUCGGCUGAGUUCUUCGUCUGUGUGGGAGUCUUCGGCUUCCUGUACUGUACUUUCACUCUUGUCAUGUAUGUGGGCUAUCAGCAGCUCUAUAGAGAAUCUAACCGUGGCCCGAUCAUUGAUCUGAUUGUGACCGGAAUCUUUGCUUUCUUAUGGUUGGUCUCAUCUUCGGCCUGGGGAAAAGGUCUAACGGAUGUGAAGUAUGCCACUGAUCCCAACCACCUAGUAACAGCCUGUCCUCCAAAUCUCUGCCAUGUAUUAAACCACCCUUACAUGGGCCGUCUCAAUGCUUCUGUGCUUUUUGGAUUCCUAAACCUCAUAUUGUGGGCAGGGAACUGCUGGUUUAUCUACAAGGAAACUCCAUUUCAUAAGCCUCCUAAUCCACCAGUCGGCGACGAGCAUGGAGUUUCAAGCUCUUAGUUAGACAAACACAGCUCGUUCCUCUCCUCGUGAGUCAUUCAGAAAGCAGAGGACCCUACAGUGUGUUUAUGUUGACGUGUCAAGAGAAACUACACUAUCAGUUGCAAAGGCUUUAUUUCUAGCUUCACAAAUUGCAGUUCACUACAUUAUAAAUGCUAUAAGCUGAAUUUACGUCUCAUUUCACCCACUGUUUUUUCUUUUUUUAUGAUAGUUUCACUGACGCUUUAGUGUCUGUUUUGAUGGCACUGACAGAAGCAAAUGUUUUCAGGUAGGUCAUGUUAUGCAAUGACAAAAAAGAAACCCAAAUUUUUAAUUCAAGCAAGUGUUUAAAAUUCUGCUACAUUUGCAAAUACAAAGUUGAUGGACAGUGCGAACUCAUGGUUAUUAGUUUUGUAUGAAUGUAUUUAAUUGGGUACAAAGAUGACCUACGAUUAUACAAAAAUAUUGACAUUUCUCCUUCACAAUCAGACCUCAUGAGAAACAGGCAUUAUGUUUUACAGCUCUGAUGGAAUGUUUUGUCUCGGAGCACUUAAAACACUCACACACUAAUAUCUUGUUUCAGAUAUUUACGUCUUUCCUUAGUUUUUAAGAACUAUUUAUUUGGUAAAGUGCCUUUACAUUGACACGAUAGGAUGUUUUUGCACAUCCAAAACACAUCUAAGUUACCAUGUAUUUGUCAGAGAAGGACUGAACAUGUCUUUUUGAAAACUUGCUUUGUAACUUUUUAAUGUUUGAGUGAAUUCUUUGAUUUACGUCUUUGGUCCUUAGUGGAAUUUGAUCGGAAGUUACUUUACCAAAGGCUAUUAUUCAGUUUUGAAUAUGUAAACCGUAAACACUAGUCAUUGUUCAGAUUUUUUUUUCUUCUGUAUGAAGUAGUGAUGUCAUUAUUUUGUAUUUGGAUCUUUUUUGACUUGACAUUGUAAAUGAAUCGCGUGGCUGAAAGUCAUUUAAUGAUUUGCAUCUCUGUCAUGUUUUUUCACCUUAAUUUUAGCUUGGUGGUUUUUUUUACUUUGGGUCAAUCAAAAAAUGUGAGCGAAUUCAGUUAAAUGUUAUACUAUUAGCAUCAUCAUUACAUUGUAAAGUCUGUCUGUAUAGAAAAUAAUUUGGUAUAUAGAAUAAUUUGUUUUAAUCAUCUGAUUUGAGUAUAUAGUGCCCAUCUAAAAAUAACAACGCAUUCACUUAAUUAAUAAAUUAAUAUAAAUGAUAUCAGACAUUAUGAAUGAUAGUUAGGUUGUGAUUAAAGGUGAAAAUAUUUAAACCAACAAAAUUCUAGUAAAUCUUAUAAUAGUAUAUUUUAAAGUCACAUGCCAACUUGAUACAUUUUUGGAAGAACUGCCAUUUUUUUCCAUUUCGAUAUGACAUGUGGAAAAUAUAGGCCCACGUUUUGUGUUUGUUUGUGUCUUUAUGCUGCGCUCGGUUGAAAAAACUUCUCUACCAAGGGUGUUCGCAGCUUUAGUUUGUAUUAAAGACGAGAUGUGUAAA
Messenger RNA from Triplophysa dalaica, 2379 nucleotides. It is a transcript of the gene sypl2a, whose product is annotated as synaptophysin-like 2a. Bases 190 to 897 code for a protein of 235 amino acids. The transcript has 6 exons. NCBI's taxonomy places the organism in Eukaryota, Metazoa, Chordata, Actinopteri, Cypriniformes, Nemacheilidae. Gene Ontology annotation, cellular component: synaptic vesicle membrane; synaptic vesicle. The record is from RefSeq and is a predicted model, not a curated record.